This is a messenger RNA of Doryrhamphus excisus (bluestripe pipefish), 1353 nucleotides long. The record is from RefSeq and is a predicted model, not a curated record. Lineage: Eukaryota; Metazoa; Chordata; Actinopteri; Syngnathiformes; Syngnathidae.
GCUGAACAGGGCGCAUUCAUUCUUUCAUUUCUGCUUUUGUAUUGUUGUCGUGUAUAAAGUAUACUUACUUAUAAGUAUAGUAUACUUAGUAUACUAUUAAUUUUUAAUAUAAGGAUAAACUCGUCUGAGUGAAGUUUGAAGCUUUUCAGGCUAACCUAGCUUGCUAGCCGCGGCGAAACUUCUCACCUCGUCGCUAUACGCAGCAAUCAAAGUGUUGUGAUAGUAUGAAAAUGUGUAAAGUAGAAAUACUAAGAGCGCUAGUGAAUCAGCGACUAACUGCGGCUGUUGAAGAAAUAUGUAUAGCGUUCGAAAGAACCAUAGCAGAGUACGAGGAGGAACUUUGUCGAACAAAAGAGGAGAACGAGCGACAACGUCAACUACUGGAGGUUUUCAAGAACCCUCAAGUCGUGUUACACAGAGCAGACGCCAGUGAAGAAGAUCUUCCCCCUGAACGGCAGGAAUGGAGGAACUUUGUCGAACAAAAGAUGGUGGAGCAGGAGGCGCCGAAGCCCCUUCACGUUAAGGAGGAAGAGGAGGAUCGCAGCAUCAGUCAUUUUGAUCGACUGGAAGAUUUCGCAGUGACUUGUGUUCCUGUGAAGAGCGAAGAUGAUGAAGACGAAGCUCAAAGUGAUGAGAGGAAAGGGGUGGAGCCUCCAAGCUGCAGCUCAAUAGACCGCCAUUUUGGUGGAUCACAAUCAGACAGCCUUUUCGCUCCACUGUCGGAUAGCGACGACACGACGUCACACUCUCCUGACGCUGAUGAUGAAGACGCUAAAGCUGAUAACACACAUCAUACGGACAACCGACAUUUCAAAUGUUCGGAGUGCGACAAAUCUUUUAACGACCGUCGUAAUCUGAAAAGACACAUAAGAACGCACACCGGAGAAAAACCAUACAUGUGCUCCGUUUGCGGUAAAAGAGUCUCUUCAAGAGCGAGUUUGAACGCGCACACAACGAUACACACAGGAGAGAAACCUUUUUCCUGUUCAGUGUGCGGGAAAGGUUUCGGACAGAGACAAGGAUGGAAAAGACACAUGAGAACGCACACUGAUGAGAAACCAUUCAUGUGCUUAGUUUGCGGGAGGAGAUUUUGCCGAAAGGAGCAUUUGACAGUGCACACAAGAAUACACACUGGAGAGAAACCUUUUUCUUGUUCUGUGUGUGGUAAGUGUUUUAUACAAAAUCGAUCUUUUAAAGCACACAUAUGUUUACACACGGGCCAGAAACAUUUCUCCUGUUGAGUUUGUGAUAAAUGUGUGUGUGUUGUGUGUUAAUAAUAACAAGUGUUCUGGUGAGAAGAGCAUAACCACAUACUGUAUUAUUAAUAAUAAUAAUAAUAAUGAUGUUGUUAUA